Messenger RNA from Pollicipes pollicipes, 3000 nucleotides. RefSeq lists its product as uncharacterized. The record is from RefSeq and is a predicted model, not a curated record. Lineage: Eukaryota; Metazoa; Arthropoda; Thecostraca; Pollicipedomorpha; Pollicipedidae. The annotation marks the transcript as partial. Gene Ontology annotation, molecular function: calcium ion binding. The transcript is spliced from 16 exons.
GGUGGAGCGGUGCGCGGCGCGCGGCGGCCAUGGACGCGCACGGCGCCUCGUGACGCGCGACGAGACGCUACGGCCGCCGACAGUGCCGUGCAGUGGAGAGACGGACGGGCAGGGCCGACACCCGGGACAGCCAUGGAAGGCGGACGGCCGGGACGCUGCCGGCGGAGGCGACCACCGCAGACGCUGCUGCUCUGUCUCGCGCUGCUGCUGGCUUCCGGUGCCUUGGAGGCGACUGAACUGGCCCUGAGCUCCGGGGCCACGACUGCGCUCCAUGCUCCGGACAGGUCACCCCCAAGUCCGAGCGUCUCGUCCGAUCACAUCGAGCGGCGAGGCUCCUCCAGUGGCGGUGGAGUGCACAGACGAUCAGCCGUCAGAGCCAACAGUGCGGACGCAGCGGAGAGCGGUGCGACGACAGCGGUGCUCGCGGUGAAUAGUGGCGGCACCAGGGGCGUGGCACCGCCGUCAGCUGAAUUGGCUGUGAUGUGGGGCGGUGAGACCGCCGAAGGUCUGGCACCGCGGGCGUCGGCAGAGGUCAGGCGCGCAGAGGUCAGGUCGGCAGAGGUCAGGUCUGCGGAGGGACUCCACGCGGAGUCACUGGCGCUCGCGACCGCGGCCGCGGCCGACGCGUCCGAGCCGGUCCAGGUGACGUCCGGCCGGCUGCUGCCGCUCGUGCCCGUCUCGCUGGUGAUACCCUCGGCGCGGGUGCAGCGGUCGGUGACGCCCACCGAGAACCAGCCUUCCGAGACCUCGCCCCGCCAGACGCGCGAGGCAACCGUCAUCGCGCCGCCGCCUGGCGGCCGCCAGAGCCCAUCGCCCUGGGAGCCGCGCGCCAGCUUCUCGUCGCAGGACGCGGCCGGUGAGCGGCGCGAUGGCCGCGCCGGCAAGCCGGACGUCAACAGCGUGCUCAACAGCAUCAUCAGCUUGCUGGGCGACAACGUGCGGCUGGUGGGUCCGCCGGCCGACCGCGCGCCCAACCGAGGCCCGAACAGGCAGCGGCCGCGACCGCGACCGCCCGGCAACCGACCUGUGGCGCCCACGCGCAUCAACAACCGCGGUCCGCCGCAGUUUGUGGCUGUAAAGAACCGGCCGGCGGUGCGGCCGUACCCGAGCCACCUGCCGCCGCCGCUGCGGCCGCAGCCCCGCCCGCGGCCCCAGCCGCAGCAGCGGCCGCCCAUCGCGCCGUACGCCAACGGCGUUCCGCUGCCCGAGCAGCUGGUGCCGCUGCGAGGGUUCGGCGGCGGCCGCCGACCGCCCCCGCCGCAGACGCCCUCCGGACAGCCCUACGUCUUCCCAGUGGAUAUCAACCAGCUGCGCAGGCCAGGAGACAUCAUUACCGAGCCAGACGCCGUCAACAACGUGGUCUCCAUCGACGGUCGGCGCACCUACUUUGACCUGGCGCCCACCGACGCCACCAAGGCAGACGGCCAGCGCCGCAGGCCGUCACCGCCGCCCAUCCGGAUCGACACGUGUAUCGUGGGCGACGACAGCACGUGCAAGCGCGAGUACAACGAGCGGUGCCGGACGGAGGACGGCGUCUCGUCGUGCCUCUGCCGGCCCGGCUACAACCGGCUGCGGCCUCGCACGGCCUGCAAACGUGUGGUGUCGGUGGUGAUGUCGGUGAAGGUGGACGGCGUCGGAGACCAGCGCCUCUCCUGGGACUCGUCGCUGGCCGACCCGGACUCCGAGGUCUUCCAGCAGCUGGCCUGGGACGCUCAGCACGCCAUUGGCUCGGCCAUGUCCGGCACCACCAUGCGCGACAUCUACAUGGGGAACCGGGUAAGCGCGUUCUACCCGCUGUCCGGCGGCGUGGUACUGAACACGACGGUCAGCCUGCUGGACACGGCGCAGACGCGGCGGCGCCAGGUCAAAGACGAACUGCAGCGUCAGAUGGUGCGUGCCAUCAAGGCCAGCGACAACAACAUCGGCGACUCGACUCUCUUUGUCGAGGGCCCGCUCAACCCAGUGCCCGGCGUACAAGACCUGAACGAGUGCAGCGAUCCUGACCAGCACGACUGCGACGAGCACGCCGAGUGUAGCAACGUGUUCGGCAGCUUCCUCUGUCGCUGUCAGCCCGGAUACGACGAUAGGUACCGCAGCGACGUGCAGAGGGCCGGCCGGUACUGCGACUCGUGCACUGACGACUACUGCAGCGACCGCGGCACCUGCCAGAUCUACGACGGGGAGAAGACCUGCCUAUGUCGCGGCUCGUACUACGGCGCGCGUUGUGACGUGGACGGCGAGGUGCUGGGCGCGGCGCUGGGCGCCACAGCCGCAGCCGCCCUCGUUAUCGUGGCCACCUUCAUCUGCCUCUGCAAAUGGAGCAAACGCUGGCACCGCGGCCAGGGCCACAACAAGGUCGAGAUGGGCACGCUGGGCGCCGCCAGCGGCUACUCCUUCAUGAAGCCGUCGGCGGCGGCCGCGGCGCACGCCAACUUUGCCCUCUCGAUGGAGGAGCGCAUGCGCUGGGCGCAGAUGGCUGAGGCGAUGGGCCACCAGAAUCUGUACGCGGUCCCCAUGUACGCCUCCCACCCAGCGCUGAACCGCUCCGGCACCGUGCACUCCUCUAUGCCACGCCACCCGCCCGGGGCCGUGCACCUCUCGCUGGCGCGCAGCCGCGCGGGUGCCGUUCACUCCUCCCUAGACUACAUCCUGACCCCAGUGGUGGCGGCGCCGCGCUCUCGACACGGAUCGGGCGGCGGCGCCUUCUCCCGCACCCUCUCCCUGCCUCCCCAGCAGCGGGUGGCCUCGCCCAAGGCCGGCCCCUGGUGGCUGCCCGCCCGCCUCCGGGCCAGCAAGAAGACGCUGUCCAGGAGCGGCGAAAAACCGGAGCCGCUGUACGGGGCCGGAGGGGUGCCGCUAUACGCCUCGCAGCCCAACCUACAGGGCACCAUGGCGGACGGGCCGGCCAGCCUCAACCUCACGAGGAACGGUCGGCCGGCGUUCGCGGCGCAGGCCAUGCGCUGCAUGACGCCGGUGUACAGCGGCGGGGAGCGGCUGGCG